AUAAAAUGGGUUACAAAGAAGAGAAGAAAGGAGAUGAUGUCUAUCUCAUUCCAGAGGACGAGCAUACUCAUACCUUAAUAUGGCUUCAUGGACUCGGAGAUACAGCAAUGGGAUUUCAUGAUGUCUUCACUGAUACAAAGAAUAGCUUUGUUCCGGAAACUACCAAAGUUGUGUUAUUGACUGCUCCGAAUAGAGCAGUUACCAUCAACAUGGGAAUGGAAAUGCCUGCCUGGUUUGACUACCUCAAGCUUUCAAUCAAAGGCAUCCACGAUUGUGUAGAGUUUGAGCAUGUUCAAGAAAGUAAAGAAAGAGUCAACGCAGUAAUUGAAGAAGAAGUGGAAGCUCUUGAUGGAGACUAUAAAAAGAUUUUGAUCGGUGGGUUUUCACAAGGAGCAGCCCUCUCUUUGUAUACUGCACUUGAACAUCCUAAAGAAUUGGGAGGUGUAGUUUCAUUUAGUGGCCAUCAGCUUUAUAAUAAAGUGAAGGAUGUGAAUGAAGAAAAGAAAACCCUGCCUAUUUUCGCAUAUCAUGGAGAGAUGGAUCCUACUCUAAUAUUUUUCCUUGCAUUCCCAUUUUAUCAACAACUUAAAGAAGCAGACUUCAAUAUCCAAUGAGAUUCUGAAAGUGCACUUGGACAUAGCUUGAGUCUGAAAGAAUUGGAGCUUGCAAAGUCAUUCAUAUCGGCAAUCUUGUAACCAGAGCAUGUUCAAUAUAUCAAGAA
Messenger RNA from Moneuplotes crassus, 721 nucleotides. Lineage: Eukaryota; Ciliophora; Spirotrichea; Euplotida; Euplotidae. The record is from the annotation of a GenBank genome assembly.